This is a messenger RNA of Paecilomyces variotii, 291 nucleotides long. RefSeq names its product mitochondrial ribosomal protein L31-domain-containing protein. Gene Ontology annotation, cellular component: mitochondrial large ribosomal subunit. The annotation marks the transcript as partial. Gene Ontology annotation, molecular function: structural constituent of ribosome. The record is from RefSeq and is a predicted model, not a curated record. Lineage: Eukaryota; Fungi; Ascomycota; Eurotiomycetes; Eurotiales; Thermoascaceae. The transcript is spliced from 2 exons.
AAUAGGAAAAUCCCGUGGCGGCUCUCCCGUCCGCAAAAGGCACGACAACGCAAGCGUCUCCGUGCCGUCGACCGCGUCGUGGACACUGUCAGCGCUGCGCUGCAGCGGAAUGGCGGUUUGACGACCAAGGCCGUGGAGCGGUGGUACGCUGAGAUGCCCCGAGAGGAGGAAAUGGUGCCCAAGGACAAGUAUACGAUCUUUGAUAAGAAGGAGAAGAAGUAUCGGAAGGGAAUCCACAAGCUCCCCAAGUGGACUCGCGUGAGCCAGCGACUGAACCCCCCUGGUUUCUAA